AGGACCACAUACGAGACAAGGAGCCUCCCAUGUUGAUAACCCUAACAGCGACAGGAGCAGAGUAACACUGGGACAGAGGGGGGCGCGGAGUUCGACAAGAGAAUGACGGCUAGCGAGAGAUAUUGCGGAGGGAGGGUCGGGCGUCGAGUGGUGGCGGAGAGGAUGCGGCGGACACGAAAAGGACUCUUUCCAAACAGAGGGCACCAGACAAGGGGAUGCGAGGGGAUUUAAAAGGCCAACGAAGGGUCUUUUCAACGGAACUGAAUAAAACACAGCUUGACACGAGACAAGGCCACGAUCAAGAGCUGACUAAAUGGCAUGGAGGGAUGGUUGGUGGCCAUCAUUGGCCCGCGGUCUCCUGCCGAUCGGCCUGGCCCAAGCUCAAAUCAACUAAGGAUGGCUUGGAUGGGGAUGCGGUUCACUACCGCUCGCUGGCCGGUGUUGGUUUCCAUCAUUCAAUUGUCGUCGGAUUCCUACCUCUCCUUCCCUCCCUCCCCAGCCACGACGCCUUUCGCUCGAUCAUCCCUCUUCACCUCUUCCCCACGCGCCACCUCACCGUUGGGAUGCUCCUGAGCUGAUCCGAAUCUACUCCUUCCGACAUCCUUCGCGAUCCGCUCGCGAUUUGACCGGGUCAACUUUCUCUCACUGACACCCUACUCAGAGAUUACCGGCUGCCGGUCUAGCAACACAUC
This is a messenger RNA of Aspergillus welwitschiae, 692 nucleotides long. RefSeq lists its product as uncharacterized. The coding region runs from base 216 to 578 and encodes 120 amino acids. The transcript has a single exon. Lineage: Eukaryota; Fungi; Ascomycota; Eurotiomycetes; Eurotiales; Aspergillaceae. The record is from RefSeq and is a predicted model, not a curated record.